Molecule: messenger RNA, 2981 nt
Organism: Cavia porcellus (domestic guinea pig)
Lineage: Eukaryota; Metazoa; Chordata; Mammalia; Rodentia; Caviidae
Product: cytochrome P450 2S1
Exons: 9
Coding region: 362-1873 (503 amino acids)
Biological process (GO): xenobiotic metabolic process; epoxygenase P450 pathway
Cellular component (GO): cytoplasm; intracellular membrane-bounded organelle
Molecular function (GO): arachidonate epoxygenase activity; oxidoreductase activity, acting on paired donors, with incorporation or reduction of molecular oxygen, reduced flavin or flavoprotein as one donor, and incorporation of one atom of oxygen; iron ion binding
Source: RefSeq, a predicted model, not a curated record
GCGGGGUGCGGGGUCACCGCCCGGCCGAGGUGUGGCGGCUGCCGGCUGCGCAAGUCCCCGCUCCCAGGUCGAUCCUGUUUGCUGACGCCCUACCUGGGGCCCCAGGCGCUGUCUCCGCCCCUCACCCCAACCCAGCCCCGAGCCCGGGGAAAAGCACAGGUGCCCUGCAGACCCGUUGGUGCGUGAGUCCCGACCCCAGGCCGCCGCACGGCAGAGCCGGAGCACCCCGCCUGUAAGCCAGGGGAUCGGACUGCCCCGCCCCUCUGCCCGAUUUCUCCCGGGAGGGAGGCGCCCGGCGCUCGCCCUUAACCCGCCCCCCGCCGGGAGCGUGAGCCCGGGCGGAAGGCGCCGACCUGCGGAGAUGGAGGCCACUGGCACCUGGGCGCUGCUGCUCGUCCUGCUGCUACUCCUGCUGAGCCUGGCGCUACCCGCGAGCCGGGCCCCCGGCCACCUGCCCCCGGGGCCCGCGGUGCUACCGCUGCUGGGGAACCUCCUGCAGCUGCGACCCGGGGCGCUGUACUCCGGGCUGCUGCGGCUGAGUAAGAAGUAUGGACCGGUGUUCACAGUGCACCUGGGCCCCUGGCGGCGCGUGGUGGUCCUGGUUGGGCAUGAGGCUGUGCGCGAGGCCUUGGGAGAUCAGGCUGAAGAAUUCAGUGGGCGAGGAACCUUGGCUACACUGGACCAGAUUUUUAACUGUCACGGAGUUUUCUUUGCCAACGGGGAGCGGUGGAGGCAGCUGAGGAAAUUCACCAUGCAGGCUCUGCGGGACCUGGGCAUGGGGAAGCCAGAAGGCGAGGAGCUGAUCCAGGCGGAAGUCCAGCAUCUGGUGGAGGCGUUGCAGAGGACAGAAGGACACCCAUUUGAUCCCUCCCUGCUGUUGGCCCAGGCCACCUCCAACAUUGUCUGCUUACUUCUCUUUGACCUCCGCUUCUCCUACGAGGAUAAGGAGUUUCAGGCUGUGAUCCAGGCAGCUGGCGGUACUUUGCUGGGGAUCAGUUCCACAUACGGCCAGAUCUACGAGAUGUUCUCCUGGAUCCUGAAGCUACUGCCAGGUCCUAACACACAACUCCUCCGCUACUUGGACACUCUGGCCACCUUCACUUCCCAGCAGGUGCAGCAGCACCAGGGCAACCUGGACACCUCAGGACCUGCGCGAGAUCUUGUGGAUGCCUUCCUGCUGAAGAUGGCACAGGAGGAAAAAAACCUGAGCACAGAAUUCACUGAGAAGAACUUGCUGAUGACAGUCACUUAUCUGCUGUUUGCUGGGACAAUGACAACGGGUGCCACUGUCCGCUAUGCCCUCCUGCUCCUUCUGAAAUAUCCUGAGGUGCAAAAGCAGGUACGGGAGGAGCUGAUGCGGGAGCUGCCAGCUGGCCAGGCACCCAGCCUGCGGGACCGGCCCCACCUCCCUUUCACAGACGCAGUUCUGCAUGAGGCACAGCGGCUGCUGGCGCUCGUGCCCAUGGGCAUGCCCCAUGUCAUCACGAAGACCACUAGCUUCCGAGGGUACACGCUGCCCAAGGGCACUGAGGUCUUCCCUCUCCUUGGCUCCGUCCUGCAUGACCCUACAAUCUUCGAGCAGCCAGAGAAGUUCAACCCAGGCCGUUUCCUGGAUGCGGAAGGACGGUUCAAGAAACCCAAAGCAUUCCUGCCCUACUCCUUAGGUAAGCGCAUCUGCCUUGGAGAGGGCCUGGCACAAGCAGAACUUUUCCUCCUCUUCACCGCCAUCCUGCAAGCCUUUUACCUAGACAGCCCGUGCCCACCAGACACCCUGAGCCUCCAGCCAGCUGUCAGUGGCCUCUUCAACAUCCCUCCAGCCUUCCAGCUGCAGGUCCAUCCUGCUGACUUCCACCCCACCGUGCAGACCAGAUGAAGGAGGGCGCUUGGGAAGGUGGGAGCUGCCCAGGGCAACAUCCCCACCAUUCAUGGACAGGGUGUGUGUCCAGAGCCCCGGGUCCACACCAAAGGCAAACUGGCUACAUCUGCAGCUGUUUUCUAGAGAUGCCACACAGACAGUUGGCCCACACAGCUGCUGUGACACAGGCAUACAGUCUUGGGGACCACAGCUGCUGUAUGAGACAUCAAUGUAGUGCAGUAUGUCUGGAGCCACAAGCAGAGGCCCAUGUAUCCCACCAAACCAUACACCACACAACUGCCUGCACCCUCAGUCCACAUGGGGGAGUCCAGCCACCAUCCUCGCAGCCGCACAAACAAGCCCACCUGUGGUCACAGCUCUCACGCCCUCUUCAGCCAACAGACAGUGCCACUCUCUGGGCACCUGCCACAGAGAACAGCAUGACUGGGUUCGAUCAUGCCACAGUCAGAAAUACUGUUCUCCCUCCCUGUCUGUAGCCCCAACUCGCGCCCCUUGAGUGUCCUCACCACCCUCCAAGCCCAUGAGCACUGCCAGCCACAGCCCCCAACCACUGAUCCACACUACCAGCCCAUGCAUGGCCCCGUCCUGCUUCCCCUCAUAGCUUCCCACUGAGACACACCACUCUACAGGGACGUGGUCCCCAGCCACCUCUACUCUUUUGUCUCCAGAGACACCCUUUCUAGGCAUUGUUUUUCCUCAGAUUUUCCCAAAUACAAGACUUCCUGGUGCUGGGGGUUUAGCGUAGCAGCACAAGUGCCUACCUGGCAAGCACGAAAUCCUGAGUUUGAUCCCUGGUACCAAAAAAAAAAAAGACUUCCUGAUCUGCAGUUGUGUACCCAAACCUUGGACACAGGUCCCCCAGACCAGAGAAAGCACACCCCCAUCCCUGCUUAUGUAACCAUGUUGAUAUAGAGCCCCAAAGUCCCUAGUUUAUAUUAAAGUCCCCAUCACUGGAAGAGCUAGAGGACCAAGAAAGGGCCAGGUCCCAACACCCAGUAUUAGGAAAGAGGCCUGAUCUGACCUCUUUAUCACAUAAAGGUUCUUACUUUGCAAUAAAAGUUUGUUUCUGGCCCCUGGUCUGGCCCAGGGCAUGGCCUCAUGUGCA